AUGACUCUCAUCCUCGGGGAAUCUGGCAGCGAUGUAGCGAGCGCGCCGAAACUCCCUCCACUUUUCUAAACAACAUGGCCUUGCGAAGUUCUGGCAAGCUGAGCAUGGAGACCAGGAAAGAUGGUGAGAGUAUGGCCCCUGCUCCUCCUCAGAAGAAGCUGUCCUGCCAGUGCCACCACCACUGCCCUGAGGACGCUGUCAACAACACCUGCAGCACCGAUGGCUACUGCUUCACCAUAAUAGAAGAGGAUGAGUCUGGUGGACAUUUAGUCACCAAGGGAUGUCUUGGAUUAGAGGGCUCAGACUUCCAGUGUCGGGACACUCCUAUUCCACACCAAAGAAGAUCUAUUGGAUGUUGCACAGGCCAAGAUUACUGUAACAGAUACCUUCAUCCUACACUGCCACCACUGAAGAAUCGAGACUUUGCUGAAGGAAACAUUCACCACAAGGCCUUGCUGAUCUCAGUGACUGUUUGCAGCAUCCUUCUGGUGCUUAUCAUCAUAUUUUUCUACUUCAGGUACAAACGCCAAGAGACGAGGCCCCACUACAGCAUCGGGCUGGAGCAGGAUGAGACCUACAUUCCCCCCGGAGAGUCCCUGAAGGAUUUGAUCGAGCAGUCCCAGAGCUCAGGGAGCGGUUCCGGGCUCCCUCUCCUGGUUCAAAGGACCAUUGCAAAACAGAUUCAAAUGGUGAAGCAGAUUGGAAAAGGUCGCUAUGGAGAAGUCUGGAUGGGAAAGUGGCGUGGCGAAAAGGUAGCAGUGAAAGUGUUUUUUACUACAGAGGAGGCCAGCUGGUUCAGAGAAACAGAAAUCUACCAGACUGUCCUGAUGAGGCAUGAAAAUAUUCUUGGAUUCAUUGCUGCAGAUAUUAAAGGUACAGGAUCUUGGACCCAGCUGUAUCUUAUCACUGACUACCAUGAGAAUGGCUCACUUUAUGAUUAUCUAAAAUCUACUACCUUGGACACAAAAGCCAUGCUGAAACUGGCUUACUCCUCUGUCAGUGGCCUGUGCCACCUGCACACUGAGAUCUUCAGUACUCAGGGCAAACCUGCUAUUGCCCACCGUGACCUAAAGAGUAAGAAUAUCCUGGUGAAAAAGAAUGGCACCUGCUGUAUAGCAGAUUUGGGCUUGGCUGUUAAAUUUAUCAGUGAUACAAAUGAGGUAGACAUCCCUCCAAAUACCCGUGUAGGAACAAAACGUUAUAUGCCUCCUGAGGUGCUGGAUGAAAGCUUGAAUAGAAAUCACUUUCAGUCCUACAUCAUGGCUGAUAUGUACAGUUUUGGACUCAUCCUGUGGGAGAUAGCAAGGAGAUGUGUUUCAGGAGGAAUAGUUGAGGAAUACCAGCUUCCAUACCAUGACCUUGUGCCCAGUGACCCCUCGUACGAGGACAUGCGGGAGAUCGUGUGCAUCAAGAGACUACGCCCCUCCUUUCCCAACAGAUGGAGCAGUGAUGAGUGCCUACGGCAGAUGGGGAAGCUGAUGAUGGAGUGCUGGGCUCACAGCCCUGCCUCCCGCCUCACAGCCCUGCGCGUCAAGAAAACACUUGCCAAAAUGUCAGAGUCCCAGGACAUUAAACUCUGACUCUGCCAGAGGCAGUGCUGCUGGAGGCCCCUGGAAAUGGACUUUGUUGUGCAGGCAGAAGUCCUGAAGAUGUAUCAGAAGUCUUUGCUAAGUACCUUGAGUGGAGGAGUCACGCUUAAGAGCGGCUGUGAGUUUUUGAGGAGACUAUCCAUCGUAAAAAAUCACCUGAAUUUUGACAUGCAAGAUUGAAGAGGCUUGUCUGCCCUUGUUUACAUGGGGAAAUACAGUUUUAGUAACUGGUUUAUGAUUAUGCAUGUUGCUUUCCAUGAAAGCCACUUAUUAUUUUAUUAUUAUUAUUAUUAUUUUGAUUGUUUAAAAAGAUACUGCUUUAAAUUUUAUGAAAAUAAAACUUUUGGGUUAGAAGUAAAAAAAAUAUGUAUAUUGUUACA
Messenger RNA from Lonchura striata (white-rumped munia), 1969 nucleotides. It is a transcript of the gene BMPR1B, whose product is annotated as bone morphogenetic protein receptor type 1B. Gene Ontology annotation, molecular function: transmembrane receptor protein serine/threonine kinase activity; ATP binding. Lineage: Eukaryota; Metazoa; Chordata; Aves; Passeriformes; Estrildidae. The record is from RefSeq and is a predicted model, not a curated record. Gene Ontology annotation, cellular component: signaling receptor complex; plasma membrane. Gene Ontology annotation, biological process: cell surface receptor protein serine/threonine kinase signaling pathway; protein phosphorylation; cellular response to growth factor stimulus.